This is a messenger RNA of Amphimedon queenslandica, 1843 nucleotides long. RefSeq lists its product as uncharacterized. Lineage: Eukaryota; Metazoa; Porifera; Demospongiae; Haplosclerida; Niphatidae. The record is from RefSeq and is a predicted model, not a curated record. The coding region runs from base 25 to 1734 and encodes 569 amino acids. The transcript has 2 exons.
CGUCGUCAUGAUACUGCAGCAUUUAUGGCAAAGGCCAUUUCUAUUAGGGAUUUGAAGCAACAAGUGGCUAAAUUAUGCCCUGAAGGGACACCAAUACCUUCAGAUUCUUGGGUGCGCUAUAAUUUCUUACCAAGAAACGUUCAUACUCAUGCUGCUAGACAUUACAGAGGCCGUUUAGAGGCUAAGCACAUGAUACAAAGACGUCAGUUCAGGAAAUCUCAUAUAGAUGCACAUUAUUGUUCUGCACUUUUCAGGUAUAUGAGAGAAUAUGCCAUUACUUUAAGAGAUAUAGCUCAGUUUGUGUGUAUUGAUGACAAACAUCGAAUUAAAGUGGGAGAGCCAGGUUUUCCUGUGGCGGCUGUGGAGAGAGGUAGAGAAGUUAUUGUCUCCUUAAAUGAAACAUAUGCCGUUGGAGAUCAUGAUUUUACAAAAUUUAGUGUAAUACCUAGUGUCACGUUUCUAGUUGAUAUUCCUGAAUCAAUGGAUGGGUCAUGGUACAGAGGACAAGUUUUUAUUGGAAUCAAGGAUGCUAUAUUUGAACCGUCCUCUCCUCUUAGACAUGCAACAGAACUCUAUCACUGUCUUUUACCACACAUGGCCAAUCGUUUUGCUUUGUUCCUCUACUCUGAUGGUGGACCGGACCAUCGUCUCACGUACGUGAGUGUUCAGUUGUCACUGAUAGCAUUAUUUUAUAACUUCGAUCUUGAUAUUCUUGUUGCAUGCAGAACUGCUCCAUCACAUAGCUGGGCUAAUCCAGUAGAAAGAAUGAUGUCCGUAAUUAAUUUAGGUUUGCAGUGUAUUGGUAUAAUGAGGACAGAAAUGGGAAAAGAGAUUGAAAAAAAGUUUGAAGCCAGCAAUAAUUUAAAAGAAUUGAGAGCUAACUGUGUUGAUCACCAAGAUGCAGUAAUUGAAACACUUAAACCUGUAAAGGAACUUUUAAACUCAACCUUGCAACGGCUGGAGUUAAAAGGGAAGGCAUUUCAGAUUUUUGACAGUGCAUCAAAGACUGAACUUGAAGAUUUUUGGAGCAUUUUGUUAGUUAUAGAACCACUCCUUACAGAAGACAGUCCCUCUAAGGAGGCACUAAAGAGUUAUCCUUCAUUAGUUAAAUUCAUUCAGCACUGCUGCAGCUUUAAAAAGUAUGCUGUUACAAUUAAGAAGUGUGGCCAAGACGAAUGCCCUAUCUGUAAGACUGUUAGAAUGCCAAUGGAGAGGUUUUCAAACUUGUAUACUUUGCCGAAUCCUGUUAUUGGUGAAGAUGGGCAUUACAAAGAUUUUCAGUCUGUAAUUAAGACAGAUACAUCGAAUUCAUAUGCUCCAUCAGAAUUAACUAAAAAUAGCAAAGCAAAUCUUGGAUUUAAUGUAACUCAGCAGCAUGCAAAGAAUACUGGAACUGUUAUACAAUGUGAAGAAUGCAGCAUGUGGCGCCUCAUAUUCUCAAAGAAAAAAUUGAGUCCUCAAGGCAAAGCAGAUUUAUCAAGACUACUAGACGAUAUAUCGUACACAUGUGGGGCUGCAUUUGAUGAAAUAAAUCUCCCAGAGUCUUUAAAUACAAUUUGUAUUAAAACACAUAAUUGCCAUGAUAAAAUAGAAAAGUUGUACUAUUCCUCAGGUUUUGAGCCUAUCUGCAUUCAUUGUGGUACUGUUUGUACAGCUAAUGAUUCUUUAUAUUAUCCACAGUGUUCUAAUUGCAGGCAACCUAAAAUUAAAAAGCUGAGUAGAGGGAGAAAGUAGAAAAAUGCACUUAUAAUUCUUUAAUAAUUUUUAAUAACUUUAACUAAUAACUAUAACUACCGCCCGCCCGCUGCAGGUGGAGUCUGAGAAACAAUGAAUUUAAUCGCGG